Bactrocera tryoni is the source of this 1299-nucleotide messenger RNA. Its product is annotated as zinc carboxypeptidase A 1-like. The transcript has a single exon. Gene Ontology annotation, molecular function: metallocarboxypeptidase activity; zinc ion binding. The record is from RefSeq and is a predicted model, not a curated record. Bases 1 to 1299 code for a protein of 432 amino acids. Gene Ontology annotation, biological process: proteolysis. NCBI's taxonomy places the organism in Eukaryota, Metazoa, Arthropoda, Insecta, Diptera, Tephritidae.
AUGUGGCAACAACUGGGACUGAUAGUAUUGCUCGGCUUGGCAGCCGUUGAUAACUUCGCGACUGCAGAGCGCGUACGCUACGACAACUAUCACGUCUAUCAAUUGCAACCGAAGACGACAGCACAAUUAGACGUCGUUAAAGAGCUCGACGGUACGAGUGACGCAUUGCUCUUUCUGGACGCAGUACACUAUGUAAAUAACAAAAUUAAUUUGCUUGUGGCGCCAGAACGUGUAGCUGAUCUUUUGGCUGUACUACAACGUGCUGAAGUAACUCAUCAACUGGUCGAGGAGAACGCGCAAAAGAGCUUAGAUUUGGAGGAGGAGCUUGUGGCAGAUCCCAAUCGGCGUGACGGUGAUUAUACUUGGAGGGAAUAUCAUGAGUUGGACGACACAUAUGCCUGGCUGCGUACGCUAACGGAAAAGUAUCCCGAGCAAGUGAGUCUAUUCGUAGCGGGCAAGUCGUAUGAGGCACGUGAAAUACUGGGCGUAAAGAUAUCGUACAGUAGCAGUCGCGCUGAUGAAGCAGCUCGUGCUAUGAAACCCGGCAUUUUUAUCGAAGGCGGCAUGCAUGCGCGCGAAUGGAUCAGUCCGGCUACCACAACAUACAUCAUUAAUCAAUUGCUGACGAGCACUAACGCCGAUGUGCGCAAAGUAGCCGAGAGUUAUGUGUGGUAUUUGGUGCCGCAUAGCAAUCCAGAUGGUUAUGUGUACACGCAUACCACAAAUCGGUUGUGGCGUAAAACACGCACACCAUAUAACAAUUGCUACGGCGCAGAUCCAAAUCGUAAUUGGGAUUUCCAUUGGAAUGAGGUGGGCUCCAGCAAUAACCCCUGUUCGGAUACAUAUGCUGGUCCCAAGGCCUUUUCAGAGAUUGAAACUCGCACUCUAGCCGACUAUAUUAGCACGCUGAAGGGACAAUUAUUUUUGUAUUUGUCCUUCCAUUCGUAUUCACAACUUUUACUCUUUCCUUAUGGACAUACCGGGGAGUUGCCACCAAAUUAUAAGGAUUUGAAGCGCGUUUUUGAUGUCGCUGUUUCCGCGGUUUCGAAACGUUACGGCACCAGAUAUACUGGCGGUAAUGUGUAUGAUGCCAUCUACCCGGCUGCAGGCGCCAGCUUAGAUUGGGCUUAUGGCAAAAUGAAAGUGCCCUACUCAUACUGCUUUGAACUGCGUCCUUCGGGUAAUGCACUAUGGUCUGGUUUCCGUCUACCAGCUGCUCAAAUUAUACCUACUGGUGAAGAGAUAAUGGAUUCCAUGUUGGCUAUGAUCAAGGAGAUUGGUACUUCGUCAAAAAUGUAG